Messenger RNA from Papilio polytes (common Mormon), 1530 nucleotides. Its product is annotated as aminoacylase-1A-like. The record is from RefSeq and is a predicted model, not a curated record. The transcript is spliced from 10 exons. Bases 1 to 1530 code for a protein of 509 amino acids. Gene Ontology annotation, molecular function: aminoacylase activity. NCBI's taxonomy places the organism in Eukaryota, Metazoa, Arthropoda, Insecta, Lepidoptera, Papilionidae.
AUGAAAAUUCAGAUUUUUAAAAUCAAAACUAUUUAUGCUGUGUUGAUACUUCUUUGGAUUGUACUUGGUAAUGUGGAAGGUAGACGUAAUGUGUUGAAAUAUAAGGAAUGUGAUUGCAACCCCGACGUGCACUUACUUCAGGAUUAUAUCAGUAUUAAUACCUCACCGGGGAGAGAUUUAAGACCGGCCGUUGACUUUUUAAAAAGAUUAGGAGAAACACAGAAUAUUGAAGUCACUGUAUACGAGGCUAAACCUAACUACCCUGUGGUCGUAUUCAAAUGGCCGGGACGGGACCCCAAUAGACGUAGCAUUCUACUUCUUUCACAUAUGGACGUGGUUCCUGCUUGUUAUGAGGAUGGUUGGACUUAUGAUCCGUUCUCAGGUGAAAUAAAUGACGAAUGUGAAAUUGUCGGGCGCGGUACACAAGAUAUGAAAUCUUUCACAAUUCAAUACUUCCUGGCUCUUAAAAACCUUAAAGAAAAUAACGUUACAUUGCUUAGAAAUGUCUAUAUGGUUGUCACACCAGACGGAGCAGCUGGAUCAGAGAAUGGUAUAGCACUAUUUGUAAAAUCUAAAGCAUAUAAAGACUUGAAUGUGGGAUUUGUUUUAGACAGAAGUAUUCCAAAUCCAAACAACCAAAUAUUUAUUUUAAAUAGCGACAAAACUACAAUCGUGUUCCGCAUUGAUUGCUACAACCCGUCAACAUCUAGUGCAUUUUUGGUUAAUAUUAAUGUAACCGCAUAUGGAACGUGUUCAAAAUUCUUUAAAUCUUAUGAAGAAUACAGAGAGGAGCAAUACAAGAUAUUACUAAAAACUGGAAAUCCUGGUGCUUUUACUGCGAUUAAUUUUGUAGGCGAUCGAACUCUUCUAACAUACAGCACGAUACCCGCGCAUGUGGCUGCAUUCUACACCGUCUAUUUGGCACAAAACACCUCAGUCGCUAAUUUUAACAAAAUUAUACGUAGCUGGGCUUAUGAAGCGGGAAGAAAUGUUACGGUUAGCGUCGUUUAUGAAAAAAAUAGAGUUUAUGCUACAAAAGCCGAUCGUAGUAAUCCUUAUUGGGUGGCUAUUAGUGAAACGUUUAAUGAUCUAAAUAUACCCAUAAAUCAAACGUCAGGCUACACUACAACUGACAUAACGUUCGUCAUAGAAACUGGUGUGCCCGGAUUUGGUAUAACACCUCAACGGAAUACACCAAUUCUAGUGAACGGAAUUAACGAAAGGUUAUCGAUACCUAUCUUCUUCGAAGGAAUCAAGAUUUACGAAAGAAUUUUACGUCGUAUUGCGAAUUUACGUGAUGACCAGGUCAAUGAUGAUCCCACAGUGUAUUUGAUAAAACCUCGUCCAGCUGUUGAUUUUUGGAGGCGAUUAGCAGAAGAACAAGGCAUUGAAAUAAAAGUAUACGAAUGUGUACCUGGUUAUCCUUUGAUUGUACUGAAAUGGCCUGGCAGCGACCCUUCUCUAUCCAGCAUCCUUCUUCUUUCUCAUAUGGACGUAGAACCGGCUAAUUAUAAGGUAUAUGGAUUUUAA